Messenger RNA from Mytilus trossulus (common blue mussel), 2011 nucleotides. RefSeq lists its product as uncharacterized. The record is from RefSeq and is a predicted model, not a curated record. Bases 465 to 1997 code for a protein of 510 amino acids. The transcript is spliced from 3 exons. NCBI's taxonomy places the organism in Eukaryota, Metazoa, Mollusca, Bivalvia, Mytilida, Mytilidae.
GAGAGAAAAGUCACAAUAUACUCAGUAUAUAGAUGGUGAACUUGAUCUAUAGUUUCCGUUACAAUGAUAUUUACCUGUAAAGUGAAAAGUGAAAUUAAUAAGCUAUGUGCAUUAAAAAAUUAAUAAGAUGUCUUUGUUCUUGGUAUGAGAGCGAAAUAACAUGCAUGAUAAAUACUGUUUAGUUUGCAUCAACUAGACUACUGAUUAACUGACUUCUGUUAUUUACUUGUUAAGAACCUCAAUCCCUGGGACAGUUGACACUUCUGUAGAAAGGACGAAGUUCAUCUUCAUAUAAAGUGUAUAAUAAAUACUUAAACAUUAUCUGUAGUUGUUAAGAUAACAAUGGCUUUAUUACCGUCAGUAAAGGAUAUAAAAUUUGAUUCUUUUCAAAAGGAACCUGUACAGUAAAUAUGUAUCCGUGGAUCUCAUUCAAUAGUUAAAGAGGAUUAUAUUAAAUCGAAAAGAUGCCAACAUCUAGUCAAGCCUUAAUUUUGUUGUCGACUGAUGGACAGCUUCCGAGGUACAUUUCAACUAGAAAGUUUCCUGUGUCAUCCAUCCCGUAUCCAUUACAGAGCUUGGACAUUAAUGCCGUUUCCAAAGAUUAUGAAGACAGCCUUUCGGACUUUGAACCUCCAUUUUAUGACAAAAAAAGACAUACAAGGAUUCAACUAGAAUCCAUAACGGAGAGUCUUCCGGAACUUUUAUCAGUACGUGGAUAUCGUGGUUCUUUGUCGUAUGAUCCAGAGACCAAAGUUAUCAAAUGGCAGGUCAAUACCGAAUUGCCGAAAGAAACAAUGUUCCCUCAACUUACGUUUAAAACUAAUCAACUUGUCAAUUUUGUUGGAGAUGACCAAAAUGCCACAACCUUACCGCAUAUUGAUGUUGAUCGUCCAUUUAGAAUACCGAAUUUGGCGGGAACUGGUGGGGUGAGAGACGAUCCAGAUGUUCUUGCACAAAAGACAGAAGAUCUUCGUCAGUAUUUUUCGCUCCCAAAGAUAUAUAAAGCCACUGUAGAUUCAGAAACAUACAAACGACUUUGUGAUCUUGGGUUUCGAAAACCCAGUUAUGACGAUGUUAAGAAGGAAAAGACUAAUAACGGAAAAGAAGCCAGAGUGCGUCAUGUAGAAUUCAUAGAGAUUCCUUCGGAAACUUGUGAUACGGAUGGCACAGAGGACAAAGAUUUCCGAAUAGAAGAUCUUAAUCUUAACCCAGAUAGUGCACGUAUGGCAAAAAUGAAAUUAUCAAGCUCCAGUCAAUUUCCCAACCUUUCUAAAAACGAACAUUUUAAAAACUUCUUUGCAGAAAGGGACACGUUAAUCAAUACACACGAUUAUGAGAAUGGGGACCAUCAUUCACGCAUGCAUGCGCACAAGCAUCCAGAACAUCAUUUUAAGGAUCAUAUGCGGAAACGACAUAAACUAAAGUUGAGCGAGGCCACAUUAUUUCCCGAUUCAGAAAUGUAUAUAACGAGAACCAGCAAAAGAAACGAUGUCGGCGAUUCUGAUUCAGAGAAAGAAACUCUCAGACAACCUUUGUCACUUCUGGAUGACGUCAAAGAGAUGUCAAACUAUAACAAGUGGAAAAAAGCGAGAAUAACAUCCAUUCGACUAAGGAAAGAAGCACCUCCUCCUCAACCUUUAGCUAUAUGCUUUUCGUUACCGGACAAUGCCAAGCCACAUCAACAUGUUAAAUCAUUAGUUGAAUCGCAAACUGGAACUCCAGUUGUACAAUUACAGUUUGAUCCGGUUGCUGUUCAUGCAAUUGAUAGAGAUGCUAAAAGUCGUUGGGUAGUAACAUUAAGUGACUAUGAAAGUCGUGAUUUACUUGUGGAAUGUGGAUUAAUUGUGAAUGGUGAGAAAAUUGAGGUUCGAAGGUAUGAUGACGUCACUAGGGAUGAAGUUCAAGCUUAUAAGAUUUUUGAAUUGAUUCAGAAAGGUCGUUCACAAAACGAAAUGAAUCAACCAAAGCUGAAAAGGAGAAAAUCACGUGCGAGAUAAAUUGGCAGACAGAA